Cyprinodon variegatus (sheepshead minnow) is the source of this 4146-nucleotide messenger RNA. RefSeq names its product junction mediating and regulatory protein, p53 cofactor (gene jmy). Gene Ontology annotation, molecular function: Arp2/3 complex binding; transcription coactivator activity; actin binding. The record is from RefSeq and is a predicted model, not a curated record. The transcript has 10 exons. NCBI's taxonomy places the organism in Eukaryota, Metazoa, Chordata, Actinopteri, Cyprinodontiformes, Cyprinodontidae. Gene Ontology annotation, biological process: intrinsic apoptotic signaling pathway by p53 class mediator; positive regulation of apoptotic process; 'de novo' actin filament nucleation. Gene Ontology annotation, cellular component: nucleus; cytoplasm. The coding region runs from base 469 to 3096 and encodes 875 amino acids.
GUCCCUCCCCGGAAGUGUUAAACGCGCACGCACUUUGUGCUUGUAAACAGAAGCUCCCACGUGACACAGAGAACAACACAGCAGAGCAAUCCGGGUCGCGCGACCGUGUUGUCUGAACGGACAAAGGAGCGAACCGCGAGCCGGAGCUUUGUCCAGGAUGGCGGCCAGGUGUCCUGGCAAGAGACGUUACGUGCCGAAAAACGAAGCCAAGUUUUUCCUCCUUUAAAAAAUCCAGGUCUGUGAAUCUUUUGGCAGCUCGAGCCUUAUGUCUGAACCGCAAACCUCCGAGCUCGGUGGGAUAAAAUUGUUUACUGCGUUUUUGGCUACCCUCACGCGGAGCUUUACCGAACUGUUACCGAACCUCGAGCUCCAUCGCUAGCAUUAGCUUUUAGCCUCUACGUCAGAGCCUAAUUUAAUCCCCGAACAAACGGUCAUCUGUGUGGGGGGGUUUAUCGGUGCCUGGAUGAGAUGUCAUUCGCCAUGGAGGAUAAUUUAGAGUCCGGAUGGGUGUCGGUCCGACCCCGAGUCUUCGACGAGAAAGAGAGACAUAAAUUUGUUUUCAUCGUGGCCUGGAAUGACAUCGAGGGAAAGUUCGCCAUAACCUGCCACAAUAGAACCGUCCAGAGACGGAGCGCGUUCCUGGACUUGGACUGCAGCCCCCCAGCGUCAACUAAAACUCCGAUCAAAGCUGAAACACGCCAAGCUGUUAGAUUUAAACCCACAGGAGACACGAAUGCUCUAAAAGAUGAUGGCUUAAAGACAUUCGAGUGCGUCAGUCACACGUUAGGCUCCUGGAAUAUCGUGACGCCGAAGGAUGUGGAAAUCCUGGACUCUGUCCCAUCGUCUCCUGAGGACCCGGCAGAGGGGGAGGUCAGCCUCCGGGAGGACUUCAGCUGGGCCGGCCUGUUCUCCUUCCAGGACCUGCGGGCGGCCCAUCAGCAGCUGUGCGCCGUCAACUCAGACCUGGAGCCCUGCUUGCCCCUUUUCCCGGAGGAGCAGUCCGGCGUGUGGACGGUGCUGUUCGGGGCUCCGGGGAUGACGCAGCGGGAGACGGAUGCUCUGUGCUACCAGCUGCAGGUGUACCUGGGUCAUGCUCUGGACGCCUGCGGCUGGAAGAUCCUCUCCCAGGUGCUUUUCUCCGAGGGCGACGACGCGGAGGAGGAGGAGUACUACGAGAGCCUGAGUGAGCUGAGGCAGAAAGGCUACGAGGACGCACAGGAGGCGGCCAAAAGGCGCAUGCAGGAGGUGUUGGACAAGCACAAGGCCAUUGACAGCAUGGUGGAGCUGCUGCAGGUGUACCCGGAGGAGGACGAGGCGUACGGAGAGCUGCUCGAGGCCACCACCCAGCUCUACCACUACCUGCUUCAGCCUUUCAGGGACAUCAGGGAAGUGGCCACUCUACGGCGACAGCAAAUUAAGAUCUGCCUGGAGACGGAGCGCCUCGGCCCCCGUCGCGUGGAAAGCCUGAGGAAAGAAGACGAGGAGUGGCAAAGGAAGGCUCACGCUGCCGUGCUCUCCAUCCAAGAGCUGACGGUGAAGUUCUUUGAAACCACAACCCGAGCUCAGAAAGCUCUGUAUGAGCGGAUGCGUGCAGACCAGAGGAAGUUUGGGAAGUCGACGUGGGCCGCGGCCAUCGAGCGCAUGGAGCGGCUGCAGUACGCCGUUUCCAAGGAGACCCUACAGCUCAUGAGGGCCAAAGAAAUCUGCCUGGAGCAGAAGAAGCAUGGCUUGAAGGAAGAGAUGCAGAGUCUGCAGGGCGGGGAGGAUGCAAUGAAGCGCCUAGACCAGCUGGAGGCGCUUUACUACGAGCUGCAGCUGCAGCUGUACGACAUUCAGGCCGAGGUGCUGCGCUGCGAGGAGCUGCUGCUGACUGCGCAGCUGCAGAGUCUGCGCAGGCAGAUGAUGGAGCAACAGGAUGAGGUGGUUUACUAUGAUGCUUUUGAGAGUCCAGAUGCCAUGAAGGGUGAGGAAGAACCUGCCUCCCCACCGUCGCCCCUCAAAGAUGAAGAGCUGUGCGUCCUGCAGCAGAGGACGCGGCAACUGGAGGCCCGGAGGGGCCGCAUCACCGCCAAAAAAGUCUACCUCAAAAACAAGAAGGAAAUCUGCAUCUUUAAUCACAACCAGAAAAUCCAGCAGCGCCAAGGAAGCAAUGCAGACUGCAGCUCUCUGCAGCAGGGGGGAGAAGCUGCACAAGAUGAUGAAGCAAAGAGAAAUGCAUCUGUGAGUCAGGAGAGGCAGAGGACUCUGGACAGACUUCGCAGCCUGAAACAGCGUUACCCGGGUCAGACUCUGAGGUCCAGCCGUCUGCGUCUGACUCAGACUCACAGCCGGAGGCGAGCGCCGCCGCCGCAGCACAGCACCCAGGCGGUCAGCGUCCAAACCGACUCCAUCUCCGACCUCCCGGAACUCUCCGCUCCGCCUCCCCCGGACGUCUACAGCUGCGACGGCGCCUCGCUGCCAUCCAUCGCCAUCCAGAGCGUCGAAGCUCCGCCUUCAUUCCUCUCGCUGCCUCCCCUCUCAUCGUCUCCUUCCCCGUUCCCAAUGGGGCCCUCUGUCGCACCUCCUCCUCCUCCACCUCCGCCGCCUCCCCCACCUCCUCUGUCGCUCCCUCCCAUAGAGAACCAAACCACCAGCCCUACGAAGCAGCAAACGUGUGAGGUCUCGGAGUGCACCUCGCUGCCGCUGGCUCCGUUCUCCCCUCGGUUCUUUGACAGCAGCCAGCUGCUGACUGCGAGGAAGAAGCUGAGGAAGACGGCGUCUCUGGACUCCUCACAGUGGAGGAAAGCGAGCUCGCCGAUGGACGAGGUGUUAGCUUCGCUCAAACGGGGCAGCUUCCACCUGAGGAAGGCCGAGCUGCGGGUCCUCGGCCCCGACCCGGACGACGACAGCAACAACAUCCUGGCUCAGAUCCGACAGGGCGUCCGCCUGAAGAAGGUCCGCACCCGACCGGAGCAACAGCGCCACCCCAAGAGCUUCCUGCACUCGGCCGACGCCCUGACCCGCAGCAUCCACGAGGCUCUGAGGAGAAUCAAAGAAGCUUCUCCCGAGUCGGAGUCUGAAGACGAAGGCCUUCCCUGCACUGACUGGGAAAACUGAGGCGCUUUAAGGGAAGAGAUUUAAAUGUUUUGUUUUUAUACCUUUUCUGUGCAGCCAAAUCAAAGAGGAAACGAAGAGCUGGAGAAGCAGACAAGCCGGGGUUUCCCGAAGGCACCUCGGUGCUGUCAGAACAAAACAAAUCAGCCGUGUUUUCCUUUUGUACUCGUGUUUGUAAAGAAAACGAUUCAUUUUGAACGCGUUGCUGCCGCGGCCUUGACAAAGGCCGCAACCUCUGACCUCCUGUUACAUCAGAGUCGUACUGUAGCUCGUUGUGAUGGGUUUGUUAGCAGAAGGAAACCUCUCUGCUGUGAACAUUUAUUCUACGCCAGCUUCUCACUGAAAACACUGUAUAGUUUAAACUUUGGUGAUGGAAGCAUCAUCAAUCGCUCUUUUUUGUACACUUAGAUAUAUGCAACCCCUCCCACUAAUUGAAGUGGCUUUAAAUUGAUAAUUUUUUGUAGUUAUUGCCUUUAGGGAAGGUAUCUCUGCUCUGCCUGAGCUUACAGCCGGCAAAUAGUGCACAGAUUUAAAUCAUCAUAUGAACCUGUGAAGGAAAAUCACAUGCCGUUUAUGCCAGGUCAGUAUUUUGAUAAAAUACCUUCAUCUCAAAGAUGAGGGUGUAACUGAUUUUACUGCCAUAUGAGUUAAAAGAUAUAUUUACUGUACCGUUUACUCAUCAGCUCAGUUGGUGGUGACCUUCACUGGAGAGCAGACGGAGUAUUUCAGGUUUAGAGAACACGUCUGGUGUGGAUGCAGGUCAAUAAAUCUAGAUUAUCCAGCCAGAGAUUAUUUGACAUGGAUUAAUAAUUGUUUAGAGCACAAUUUUUUUAUCUUCUGACACCCGUUUUGUUGGGACAUUACUGCCCUCUGGUGGCUGGGAGUCGCAUCUUUGCUCAUUACGCACUGCAAAACAAUCUAAAAAAAUAAACAUUUCUUAGAUAAAGUGCAUUUAACCUUAAUUUGAGCAAGUAGAUAAGACGAUUUGCCAAUUGACUAAAUAUAUUUACUCUUAAAAUAAGAUAAUUAGAUAAUAUGCACCUGAAAUGAUAC